Didymodactylos carnosus is the source of this 1420-nucleotide messenger RNA. The record is from the annotation of a GenBank genome assembly. NCBI's taxonomy places the organism in Eukaryota, Metazoa, Rotifera, Eurotatoria, Philodinida, Philodinidae.
CAAAAACGACUGUUAUUCAUACGAAACUGAAAAUAUACAAAUAAACACAUCCAAAGCAAACGUUGAUCAGGUCCAAAAAUGAUCUAGUAGCUUUGUAGAAGGAGAUAUUGAGAACGUGGUUAAGAAAUAAAUAUCUAAUAUUUUUUUGAAAAUUAUAUUAAUGUCCCGUGCUAUGGUUAUACAUCAUAAAUAUUAGAUAUUUAUUCCUUAACACUAGAACGCCCGUAGCGGUCAUUUUCACCGUUUUGUGAGUUUUACUCUUAAUAAAACAAACUGCGUAUGAAUAACAGUCGUUUUUGUCUCAGUUUCCACUAUUCAUACAAACAAUAACUGAUUAUUAUUUCAUGUCACACAUAUUUUUUCACGGUCAUCUACUAUAGUUCAUUUUACAUUUGGAACAGUAAUUAGAAACAUAAACAAUGUGUAAUACAAUAAACCGAUUAUCAAAAUCAUUGGCGUAUAGACUACUGAUAUAUAUAUUUGUGAAACAGGAGAAAAAACACAUCUCGUUUUAACACCAGAACACAAGACGUUAUUUGGACUAGCACACGUUUGCAACACUCCAUCACGUGAAAACUGCAUCGCUUAUGGAAAAGCGCUAAUUAACAUUGCAUCAGCUGAUGGCUUUUUAGGUGAUGAAGAAUUAAAUUGGGUUUUGGGUUAUAUAGCUGCCAUAGGUGCUACCGCAGAUGUCAUAGAAAAUAUAAAAGCCUACAAAGCAAAUUCUGAACAAUUUGAUGAUAUAUUCAAGAAUGUACAAGCCACAACUAGUUCAAAAACGGGUUUAAUCUAUGACGGUUUUAAAGCAGCAUCGGCCGAUAAUGUUUUACAUGAAAAAGAAAAAGAAGCCAUUUCUAAAUUAGCCGACAAAUUUGGAUUAAAGCCAAAUGUCAUCGAACAAAUUGAACAAAUAUUCCGAGAUGAACAACAAUUAAAACAAAAAAGAAUUCAGUUACUCUUUCCAGAUGGUUAUCCAGAUUUCACCAAGUAUAAAACAAGAACUGCUUGUGCUGAUAGUGAAAAAGCUGAAUUAUUUGCAGAUUUUUUCAAGCAAGAGGUUUAUAAAGCCAAAGAAGAUGAUGUUCCGUUUCACUACCACGUUACAAAUACAGUACAAACUAAAAUAAACAAUGUAUUAAAGCAAAAGAAUAUCGAAACCCCAGAAAUAACGGCAAACGUGGUAUUUAAAACGGUUGAAAAACACGUCACCCGGACCAGACAACGUACACAACAGGUAUCGCAAAAACUUCAUACCGUCACUCGUUCAUUAUCUAAUAAAGCUGUUCACCAGCAGCAUAUCUCUUGGUUACAGGUCUAUCAGCCUUCUCAGUUGUAUUGGCAAAGUGAUGGAGAGGAUCAUGAAGGACCGAUUGAUGCUGAUUUUGGAAGUCGUAUGUAUCCUUCCACGCCAUCAAGCUGA